AUGUCGGCUUCCAAAAGAUUAGUGGUAUGCGGAGGUAGCGGGUUUUUGGGGUCCAGGAUAUGCAAGUACGCCGUCCAGAGAGGCUGGGACGUCACGUCCAUUAGCCGAUCCGGCCAGCCUAAAUGGGAAACAGUGACAUCGUCGGCCUCGCCACCUUCAUGGGCCCAUAAAGUGUCCUGGGAGCGCGCCGACAUACUACGCCCGGCAACCUAUGGCCCCUUGCUCAAGACGGCCGACUAUGUUGUCCACAGCAUGGGCAUCUUGCUCGAGGCCGAUUACAAGGGCGUCGUCUCCGGUCGUGAAUCCCCGAUUACCGGCCUCCGCAAGGCGUUCGGCCCCGUCGAUCCGGACCGCGGCAUCAAACGACCACUCGACCAGAAGGCCGGUGAGGAGGUCCUGACCCCGCCGAAUCCGGCCGACCAGUUCACCUACGAAAUCAUGAACCGCGACAGCGCCGUCAUGCUCGCCAAGCAGGCCGCCGCCGAAGACACAAAAGCCUUCGCCUUCAUCUCCGCCGCCGCCGGGGCCCCCAUCCUCCCCUCCCGGUACAUCACCACGAAGCGCGAGGCGGAACAAACCAUCGCCUCCGAAUUCCCCCGCAUGCGUGGCAUCUUCAUGCGGCCUCCCUUCAUGUACGACUCCUCCCGCAAGUUUACCUUGCCCGUGGCUGCCAUGGCUGGCGCAGGGAAUCUCUUCAACACCGUGACGAGAGGCGUCUUUGGCGGCUUCAUGGGCGCCGCGGCCACGAAACCGCUGCCUGUGGAGACGGUUGCCCAAGCCGUCGUGGAAGCUCUGGAGGACGAAAACGUAAAGGGCCCGGUUGAGGUACCCCAGAUUGAGGAGCUGGCUAAGAAGUCGUGGAGGAAAAACAUGCUGUGA
This is a messenger RNA of Sodiomyces alkalinus F11, 879 nucleotides long. RefSeq names its product NAD dependent epimerase/dehydratase family protein. Gene Ontology annotation, cellular component: mitochondrion. Lineage: Eukaryota; Fungi; Ascomycota; Sordariomycetes; Glomerellales; Plectosphaerellaceae. The record is from RefSeq and is a predicted model, not a curated record. Gene Ontology annotation, molecular function: protein-containing complex binding. Bases 1 to 879 code for a protein of 292 amino acids. The transcript has 2 exons.